CGAGGAAGAGGAAGGGACAGAGGCGAGACACGCGUCUCGUAAUGCACAAUGGUGCAUUAGCCAGGAGUAGACGGUCAGACGGUCUUUCCCGCGGACCGGCUGAAACCGAUUCGAUAUCGGCCCCUCUUCGAACCUGGAAGAAAAGCAGACCGGCAAUCAGCAUCGCCUGCAUCGUAUUCCGCGACGAGCCCGAAGAAACGCAAGAACGAGGAUCAACGAAUCGGCGUACCUUAGAACCAGCCGAUCUCUGACCGUCUCCGACUCCCAGAGGUCUUCUUCUCUGUCGGCAACGAUCCGCAUGAGUCCACCUUUGAUGAGCCUCGAACAGAACCCUCGAAAACACUCACGAAACCUCGCAUCGUCGAAGGGACUUCCCAAGCUUCUGAUGCCCGAGUGACGACCGAUCGGCCGCAGGAUAAGAAUCAUCCCCCGAGACUCGAAGACAAGGCUUACCGUUCGAUUAGAAGCAUGGCCGACCCCGUCCCGAGCAACCAGGUAGCCACCGGUGCCGAGAAGAAGCGCGAGGACUCGAUCACCGAGCAGGCAGUGGUGUGGAAGUCGAUGACGAUGAGGCAGAAAUGGUCCUACUUCACCAACAGCAUCACCGUCGAGCCGGUGAUCGCUUGCUACGUGAUCCCGUGCAUGCUGGCGUCCCUGGCCACCCAGAACCUCAGCUUGGAGAAGGCUUGCAGGGUGAACUUAGCUUACUCCGACGAAGUCUGCACCGCGCUGGCGAACAGGAACACCACCGGAUACGAGGCGGAAGAGACCGCCGUCCAGCAGCUGGUCGCCGGGAUGCAGACCUGGAAAAUGGCGCUUACCAGCGGUUUGCCCACCAUCCUGAUCCUGUUCAUGGGAGCGUGGAGCGACCGCACGGGCCUCAGGAAGCCCUGCAUGCUGCUGCCGAUCGUCGGCGAGUUCCUCAGCAGCGUCAGCAUGCUGCUCUGCACUUACUUCUUCUACGAGGUGCCGAUGGAGGCUACCGGUGUGUUCGAGGCUCUCUGGCCGGCGCUGACCGGCGGAUGGUUCACCAUGUUCAUGGGUGUUUUCAGUUACAUCGCGGACAUCACGACCGUCGAGUCCAGGACACUUAGAAUCGGCGCCGCGAACGUAUUCGUGUCGCUGGGCAUACCGAUCGGCAUGGCGCUCUCCGGGAUACUGUACAUGAAACUCGGUUUCUAUGGUGUGUUCAGCAUAUCCACCGUGUGUUACAUGUUGAGCUUUAUUUACGGGAUGGUGGUGAUCAAGGAGCCGGUCAAGACGCACCUGAAACAAGAGAAGAAGGAUCAGAAGGGGAUGUCCGUGUGGAAGUCGGUCACGCACUUCUUCGCGUUCAGGCACAUCGAGGAGACGUUCAAAGUCGCGUUCAAGAAGGGCGCGAACAACCGGCAGAAAAGGGUGCUGGUGCUGAUGGUGGUGGUCAUGGUGGUCAUCGGGCCAGUUUACGGUGAAAUGGCGGUGAUGUACCUUUACAUGAGGUACAGGUAUCACUGGAACGAGGUGAAGUUCAGCAUGUUCACCACGUUCGCCAUGGUGACGAAUUUAAUCGGAACAUCGAUAUCCGUCGGCGUGUUCAGCCACAUCCUGAAGAUCGACGACGCGAUCGUCGGGAUCAUGAGCUCCAUGAGCAAAAUCCUCGCGGGCUUCGUCUACGCGUUCGCCACCACCGACUGGAUGAUUUAUUUAGCUGCGAUCGUGGAGAUCGUGAACGGAACAUCUUUCAUCGCGAUGCGAUCGAUCGUUUCGAAGCUGGUGUCCGCGGACGAACUCGGCAAAGUGAACUCCUUGUUCGGCGUCUGCGAAUCGCUGAUGCCGCUCGUCUACGGGCCAAUGUACAGUUCCAUUUACAGUGCAACCAUGAAAACGUUUCCGGGGACGUUCUUCAUCGUCGGCGCCUGCAUGACGAUGCCUGCUGUCUUCGCUUUCUUCUGGUUGUACACGGAGCACCGGAGGGAUCGCCAGCAACUGGAGCAAGAGAAGAAAGCGGACGGCAAGGUGGACGCACAACAAGAUGAAACCGAGGCGAAGCAAACAAAAUGGCCGAUCGCCAGCGAGAAGAAGUCGGACGGUCCCACGAUGAACGGCGUGAUCAACGCCGCAUUCGAGACCGAUCGUUAAUCGCGUGACCGACAUCGGAAUAUAUUAAAAUCGGAAUCGAUCGGUGAGGAGCAGGAAAACGAGGAAACGAAGAGGAGAUAGAAUAAACGAGAAAGAGGAGGGAAGAGGGAGGGAGAAAGAAGGAAAAGUUCAGGUCAAUGAGACACGCAACAGUAAAGAAAUCCUGUCGAGGCAACUUACGGCAAACCGCAUCGGACACUAUUAUGCUCGUCAAGAUUACGCGAAACAGGUUUAACGUACUAUAUUUCCCCGGUUUUCGAGUUGUGUGCUGACGAAUCCUCUUUUUGUUUUGUCUGUUUGUCCUCCGUUUUUCCUAACGGAAGCAUAGCAACCACUAGAUGACGACAAUGCGACGCGAUCGCGAUGCUUCGUUCAGAAUAGAGAAGGAACGAUCGGGAAAAGGUCUCCUUUUAUCUGAUGCGGUGUUCGUUAACCGUUUGUCCUACCGGUUUCUUGCUCGUUCGUUACGAUUGUUUGAUCACUGAUAGUUUACCGAUAGGAAGAAGUAUUUUUAACAAAUUUAACAUCUGUUUCUUGUUUUUUUAACAAGAAUUCAGCAGAUUUUCAGGAAUUGAUUCUAAUCGAAGCUUGAUAAAAUGAAAUUUUUGUGAUUAUAGAACAGGUGAGACACGGGGUUAACGAGGAGCCGCAUUAACGUUCUUAAUAAACGAAGUCGCGCGAUUAUUCCGAAAACUCAAAUAAAGGAUAACUGCAGCUCAAGGAUAACAAAGAUUCGAAGCACUGAAAAACAGAACGAAGGCGAUCGAUCGCCGUGAAAUAAGCUACAGUUUUUUUUCUUUUUGUAAACGAAAAAGAGAAGAGAACGCGACAACCCGAUGAAGCUAUCCUUUAUUUCCAGUUCUAGUACAAGCAGUCUCCGGUACUUAAGUGAAUUGUGACAAUAGAUAAAACGUGACAGACGUACAAUCUGUUCGAGCGUAUCAGUAUUACAAACGCAUACAUCUCCCCGCUUAGCUGCUAAUCAAGCCGAAUUCACGGAUAAACGAGUUUCAUUUUGCGCUCGGUGUCCUUAACACUUUGGCCGCCAUCUUUGCCAUCGAGACAAAAGGGUAUACAUAUAUUCACGGCUAAUAAGUAGCGAACGAAAUAAAUGAAUUUUGACCGGGUGAUCCAAGGAGUUGAAAUUGUAGCUAAUCCGACUCUAGCAAGUAUUCCAAUUUUAUGGAAUUAUUUGUAACGAACCAGCUCGGCGGUCAACGUGCUAAAGGGGCGCGCACUCGUGAAUAAAGAGAUGGAGGGAUUUUGUACAGUUACGAGAGGCGUGUGCAUCACGAGGAAGUCUCGCACGCGAACCAAAUCGAUCCGUUGUACAUUUUUAUUGAAUAGUAUUUAUAUGAAUGAGCCGCAUCAUUUCCGUACGUGUAUUACAGCUUCUUGUGAUAUAGUACAAUAGUUUUGUAUUUAGGAGGUAAACAUAGUGUUACGGAAAUAAAAAGUUUUCAUUGACCAUUAACACCACAUUGAUCAUUACUGCUGAACACACUCC
This is a messenger RNA of Nomia melanderi (Alkali bee), 3625 nucleotides long. Its product is annotated as putative peptidoglycan muropeptide transporter SLC46. Gene Ontology annotation, biological process: transmembrane transport. NCBI's taxonomy places the organism in Eukaryota, Metazoa, Arthropoda, Insecta, Hymenoptera, Halictidae. Gene Ontology annotation, cellular component: membrane. Gene Ontology annotation, molecular function: transmembrane transporter activity. The record is from RefSeq and is a predicted model, not a curated record.